This is a messenger RNA of Pieris napi, 2937 nucleotides long. RefSeq lists its product as uncharacterized. Bases 238 to 2478 code for a protein of 746 amino acids. The transcript is spliced from 8 exons. NCBI's taxonomy places the organism in Eukaryota, Metazoa, Arthropoda, Insecta, Lepidoptera, Pieridae. The record is from RefSeq and is a predicted model, not a curated record.
GAUUUAUCUGUUCAUACUUCAUAAGUAUCAGUUGAAAAAUAGUUUGUUAUUAUUCAUUAUUCAAUUAAAAAUAAGCUUUUUAUAAUUUCGAGUUUGUAUUAUUUUAUUGCUAUUAAAUAAUUAACAAUAUUGUGUUUUGCAUAUUGCUGAUAAGAUUCAUAACGUCCCUAAUUUUAACGUAGGUAACCUUCAUGUAUACAAUGCCGACGAAUUUUAAAGAAUCUUGUUUUUAAUAUAAUGGAAGCUAAGGAAGAAUCUUCAUCAAUGAGGAAUAUACAGGAACAAGAAUUAGUUAACGUAGAGCACAAAUCGAGUAAGGAUUCGUUAAAGGAAAGAGGACAAGGUGAUGGCGAUGACGAAGUGUGCGAAACAACGUCAAACGAAAAAGAAACUUUUACACAAAUUGUACAGAGGUCAGCUGAUACACAAACUAAUACAAGUUUAGAACCUAAUGACCAACAAUCUAUUUCUGUUGAACACGUAGAAAGAUCACAUAUGGCCAUUUCAAUUUACGAAAAUAGUGCAACAAGUUCACAUUGUAUAAGGCAAGCAAGCUAUAGCAAGAAUUUGACUAAUUAUAAUGAUUUUAUAGGAUCCCAGUGUGAAAAAGUUCCAAGUGAAAGUGAAAAAACUAGUAACGAAAAGCUCUACAUUUGUGAAAUUAAUGAACCUUCUACAAGUGGCCUUCCUAUAGCUUCAACUAGUAAGUGUGAAAGUAUAUCUUGUAAUAGUGAAGGAAAAGAAAAUAAGAAAAGACCAUCAACACUAAGGCUCAAAAGGCCCGUGCCUGAAGGUGAAGACAGUUCAAGUGAUACAGGAAAUGAUGAUUAUUCACUGGGGUCCGAAGAUGGUUGUAUUUAUACAUAUAGAGGUGGUGAACAUUUAGCUGAUCUACCAAGUUCUUUCUUUAGCUUAGAUAUGGGAUUGCCAUUGACCCCAAAUUCAGCAAUAGCUCCAGCUGUGCCAGCAGUACCUCAAGCAGUAAAUAACAGACCUGGUUCACGAGCUUCCAGUCCUGAUAUGGAUUUCUUGGAAAUGGACUUUGAUCCUGGACCCUCCUGCGAAGCAGACACUGGUGACGAAUCAACACCUGAAGCUGAUAUAGAAGUUGUCAGUGUUCCUGAAGUCAAUGAGCAUGUUAUAAGAGGAACAUCACCGGAAUAUCAGCCUGGUGUGGUACAGCCACUUAUGCAUCCUGUAGCACAAAGCAGCACUGUUAAACCAUCAAUAUUUGAUGUGCCAUCUACUAGCAGUGAUAAUGUUCAUGUGCAGAAUCACUGUACCAUAGUUAAAAAGUUAAGGGUAACUCGUACAGAGUACAUAAAUCAUGUGAAUGUGAGAGGAGAACGACUAAGGGUUCGAAGGACAAUGGCGUAUCACCCAAAUCCUGAACCAGUUACUGCACAUGGCUCCAGUGGUGAUUUGGUAUCAGCUAGAGAAAUUUUAAAUUACAAUGAAGAAAAAAAGGAUGUAAGCAUGGCUCAUCAAAUAAAUCAAGGUGAAAAUGCAACAAUUGACUCGGUUAACUUGACAACAGCAUUAUACCAUGUCAACAUGGCGAAGAGACUUAUGGAUGAUCAGCCUAAAAGUGAUGAAGUUCAAAGUUCUACUUGUGAGAAUGCUGAGCCUGUGGCUGGUCCCUCACAGGCUAGUGAACCUUGUGUAGAAGCUCCUCGGUGCAUGGUGUGGUCUGAGCGAGAAGCAUGUGAAAGACAAGUCACGCAGAUAGGCACAUCUGCCUGUGGAGCUACAGCGAUAGUUAAUGUUUUUCUUGCACUAGGAGUUCCUGUAAAUACUGAAAGAAUUAAUGUUGCAGUAGGCACAAGACAAAGGGCCAACAAUGCACCUAUACCAAGGUAUUUAUUGUCACGCUCUGUGGCGGGUUGUACGGCGUCAGAUCUCGUCACGGGCAUACAAAAGGCCUCAGAUGGGUUGGUCACAGCGAGAUUCUUCCCAACAUAUCCCGAAAGAAGUCUUUCAUUGUUACAUUGGCUUGCUGAUUGGAUUUCAUUGGGUGCAGUACCAAUCCUCACGUUAAACCUUCAGCUGGAUAGCGAAGGUGAGAUCCCAGAUGCCUGGCAUCAUCAGAUGGUGUUUGGGGUGUCUCCUAGGGGAGUUUACCUGUGUAACCCAGUGGAAUGCGUCUCCGAAGGGGUUGUCUGGUCACGACUGGUGUCCCCUUCAGUGCUUCUGGUGAGGUCAAGGGAUAUCGUGGCCAGAUUUGACCCGGAGACGGAUAUGUCCCCGUUGACAGCGGUGCCUGAUGUCCGGUUUCAUAGGAUGAAUGUGCUUGGUCAAGUAGCAAACGUCCUUCGCGAAUGGCGUUACUCGGGUUGUACGGAAGCGGAUACGCGUACACGUCACAUAGUGAUCCCGGCUUCGUACCAGGCCGGAGUCACGGUGGCGGCUCUCACGGGCUCCGAGGCUCAUAGGCGCCUCAUGCACGCACCGCAUUUGACUGUCUAUACAGAGCCAUGAAAGUGGUGUUUGCUGAUUCGCAUAUAUAUGGUGAAUCAGAAGCCAAAAGAAGAAUGAACAUUAGUGACGUACCAUGGUCGCCAGAGAACCACCGAAUUUUUGUGUAUAACAUACUCAGUGUGGGUUAUUAACUUAUAUAAACUUGUAUAUAUGAGACGUUAUAUACAGGGUGCUUUUUAUUACUACCUUCUGAUCUUUUCUACAGUCGCUGUGUAUGGACUUGUCACGUGUCUAUACAAAUUUGAUUAGUUUCGCCUUUCACAGUCAGAUGGGAGCUCAGUACUAAGAAUUUUAAACGACCUAAAAAACGAAGUAGAACGUUUAUAGUUCGAUGAUAAUUACGUAAGUAUCAUCAGGAUCAAAUCUCUCUAUAAAACGUGGUUAAAAAUAAAAUGUAAUUUCAGUUAUUGCUUUAAAACAUAACGAAGAAUAAUGAGUAUUCUUAAAAAAAUAAUAUUU